This is a messenger RNA of Loa loa (African eye worm), 629 nucleotides long. RefSeq lists its product as hypothetical. The record is from RefSeq and is a predicted model, not a curated record. The transcript is spliced from 4 exons. Lineage: Eukaryota; Metazoa; Nematoda; Chromadorea; Rhabditida; Onchocercidae. Bases 36 to 629 code for a protein of 197 amino acids.
UUUCGCGAAGGCCAUCCUUGCCAUUUCUCUCAAAUAUGCAACCAUCAACAUUCCCCUAUUAUUCUCCCAGAAUCUCUUUAGUUCUUAGAACUUUGGCUACGUCAUGUACAACCAUCGCUGUGAUGUGCUGUUUAAUGAAUGAUCUAUGGUAUUACUACACUGUCCCAACGCUCGGAUUCCUUGCUGCACUUCUUGCUGCACUUUUUCUUGUUUGCACCCUUAUUCAAAUUUUGAAAUUCUCGAAAAACAAGAUAUUCCUACUAUAUCCAAUGAAAAUAGCGAUCGUGAUGAUACCAAUGUUUCUUUCCUUAUUGGCUAUGACAUUUUUUGCUCUUGGCGUACGGGUAUGUAUUAAUUUGUUUGGAGAGACUUGUUUCAUACUCUACAAUUCACCAUCGCUCACCACUGCAAUGAUCUUCGCUGGCCUUUGCUUCUGCGUUUUGCUGAUGGAGCUCAUACUAUUACUAUGUGCGAACGAACUAAAUAAAACAAUGGAUGGUGACACUCAAACUGGACCUAUGACCAAUCCGGAUUUGAAUUACGAUAAAACUUCAUCAGCUAUAAUCAUUAAUCCACAAUUCAAGCAGGCGUUCAUUGCUCGUCAGCCUCCGGUGCAAACAAAUUUAUAA